AUGACGGAGAGCGCCAAGACGCACGUCAUCCUGCUCUCGUGCGGGAGCUUCAACCCCAUCACCAAAGGCCAUAUUCACAUGUUCGAAAAGGCCAGAGAGUAUCUGCACCAAACCGGCCGCUACAUCGUGAUCGGGGGAAUCAUCUCCCCAGUGCACGACUCCUAUGGCAAACCAGGCCUGGUGUCCAGCAGACAUCGCCUGACCAUGUGCCAGCUGGCGGUGCAGUCCUCAGACUGGAUCAGAGUGGACCCCUGGGAGUGUUACCAGGACACAUGGCAGACCACCUGCAGCGUGCUGGAGCACCACAGGGACCUGAUGAAGAGAGUAACCGGGUGCAUCCUGUCCAACAUCAACACGCCCUCUUCCACUCCCGUGAUUGGUCAGCUGACUCAGCCGCAGACCCAGACCACGCCCAUUUACCAGAACCACGGCAACAUGAACCACAAGCCCACAGCCAUCAAACUCUGGGGUAAAAUCAGUGAAAACCUGGGAAAAAUCUGCUGUGUUCGUCCUCACAUCGACCGCUUCACGUUCGUCGAUGAGAAUGCAAACCUGGGGACUGCAAUCCGCUACGAGGAGAUCGAGUUGAGGAUCCUGCUGCUGUGCGGGAGUGACCUGCUCGACUCCUUCUGUAUCCCCGGCCUCUGGAAGGACAGUGAUAUGGAGGUGAUCGUGGGAGAUUUCGGCAUCGUGGUGGUCCCUCGCGACGGAGCCGACACUGAACGCAUCAUGAACCACUCGGCCAUCCUGCGCAAGUACAAGGACAACAUCAUCGUGGUGAAGGACGCCGGCUCUCACCCCAUGUCUGUGGUCAGCUCCACCAAGAGCAGACUGGCCCUGCAGCACGGAGACGGACACGUGGUGGACUACCUGUACCAGCCCGUCAUCGACUACAUCCUGCAGACCCAGCUCUACAUCAAGGCCUCGGGAUGA
Molecule: messenger RNA, 933 nt
Organism: Boleophthalmus pectinirostris (great blue-spotted mudskipper)
Lineage: Eukaryota; Metazoa; Chordata; Actinopteri; Gobiiformes; Gobiidae
Gene: nmnat2
Product: nicotinamide nucleotide adenylyltransferase 2
Exons: 11
Coding region: 1-933 (310 amino acids)
Biological process (GO): NAD+ biosynthetic process
Cellular component (GO): Golgi apparatus
Molecular function (GO): nicotinamide-nucleotide adenylyltransferase activity; nicotinate-nucleotide adenylyltransferase activity
Source: RefSeq, a predicted model, not a curated record